AUGCUCUACACCAGCCAACGAGCUGCAUUAAUGGACUUGGGGCGGUCGUUGAAGGCAAAGACCGAAGGAAAUGUCUCGACGACGGUCAGGGCCGAAAGCACGCAGCAAGCCCCGCUUCCUCGGCUCGAGCUUCCAACGUUCUCCGGCAGGUUCGAGAACUGGCCGGUAUUCCGUGAUCUGUUCGACUCCAUCGUCGGUCAGGAUCCGCAUUUGUCCGACGUCCAAAGGCUCCACUAUCUAAAGACGAGGGUCAAGGGAGGAGCGGAACAGCUUCUGAGGGGCUUGCCCUCAACGGACGCGAAUUAUGAACGCGCGUGGUCAACCUUGAAAGGUCACUAUGAGAAAAAAAGGUUGUUAGUCAAGGCUUACUUGUCCGCGAUUACAUCGUUGCCAAAAAUGAAAGCGGACUGCGUAGCCGACCUGCGACGGAUCUACCACGGCAUGGUAGCAUCCACCCAAGCUUUAGAAGGUAUCGGUGAACCCGUUUCCAAUACCACUCACUUGCUCGUGCAUCUCAUGGUGGAGUUGCUCGACGCGGGUACAAGACGCGAGUGGGAAAAUUCCAUCGCGAAAAAAAGCGACCCGCCGUCGUUUGACGAGUUCAAGGACUUCCUCGAGGAACAGCUUGUGACGCACGAGUCGCUGCUGUCUGUCAAGGGGGACUCCUCCUCGGGAAGAUCCACACCGGGAGGCAGAGCGAAGGCUCCGAGCGCAGCUGUGUGGUGUGCAAGCAGAAUCACUUCAUUAUGA
Molecule: messenger RNA, 750 nt
Organism: Solenopsis invicta (red fire ant)
Lineage: Eukaryota; Metazoa; Arthropoda; Insecta; Hymenoptera; Formicidae
Exons: 1
Coding region: 1-750 (249 amino acids)
Source: RefSeq, a predicted model, not a curated record